AUGCUGAGUAUACAGAUACAAGUGAUCCUGUCAAUUGGCGUGUAUUGGGCCGGUGCCACACUGCCCCCUAUCGACGUGAGCAGUUUUCCGCCUGGACUGGACAUCGGUUUGUUAGAAAGCUGUCAGCUCGACUUGUGUUUUGCCAUCGACGCAUCAGAAAGCCUCACUCAACAAGGUUUUGACAACGAGCGUUUCUUUGCUCAGCAGGUAGUCCGACGUAUUGCCAGUUUUGGAAAAGACGUUAGCGCGCGUUACGCUGCCGUGGUGUUCUCGACCAACGUCACUUUGGUAUUCGACUUCACGGUGGAGCAGACGACCGCCUCCAUUGUGGCUAGUCUCGAGGAGUUGCCGUAUUUCCAAGGUAGAACCAAUAUCCCUGAUGCCAUGAAUGCCUGUGGUAUUAUUCUGUCCGCGGAGUCGUUUGGUGGAAGACCCACGGGAUCCGUGCUCAAGACAGCCUUAAUACUUACUGAUGGUGUCGCAAAUGAAGGGAGUUCAACUAUACAAGCUGCAGCGAAGAACAUGCGCAGUCUCGGUGUGCGCAGCAUAGCGAUUGGCGCUGGCCCCGGAGUCAACAGGUCACAGUUGUACGAGAUUGCGCAGAACGACUUCCGGUUCGUGUUUCAGGUUGAGGACACGGAGAGCCUCGGGGACAUUGUUGAUAGCAUUGGUCUGGCGGCUUGUAAUGUUGUGCCAUCGACAACAUCGGCCCCCACCCCUCCCCCAACCACUGCAGCGCCAUCUACAACAACGCCAACAACAACAACAACAGCGCCACCUACAAAACCACCGUCUACCACGACAUUACCACCGACAGAACCUCUGACGACAACGUCACCUACUGAGCCGCCUACAAAAACUGAGCCAGCAAUCCCAUCAACAUCGGUACCUUGUUUGUGGUCGGGGUGGUCUUCCUGUGAUGCGCCGUGUGGCGGAGGAAUACAAAGACGGACAAAAGACUGCUGCAGCUGUUCUCCAAGAAUAGAAAUCAGAUCGUGUAACCAUGAGUUGACGGUGGAUGGAGCGCGUGGUCCGGUUAUGGCGCAUGUUCCCUCAGUUGUGGCGACUACGGACAGAGAAUACGUUCGCGCACGUGCAGCAAUCCCGCACCAACCGGAAAUGGUGCCCCAUGUGUUGGACCCGCAGCGGAACUAUCCAGCUGUGACGUACCGCUUUGCCCAGUGCAUGGUCAGUGGUGUGAUUGGUGUGGCUGGUCAGCUUGCAGCGUGA
Messenger RNA from Lingula anatina, 1230 nucleotides. RefSeq lists its product as uncharacterized. The record is from RefSeq and is a predicted model, not a curated record. NCBI's taxonomy places the organism in Eukaryota, Metazoa, Brachiopoda, Lingulata, Lingulida, Lingulidae.